AUGCCUACCCUGCUGAAGCUUAGACGCGAACUCUACGAGGCAGAGACGGCGAGUGACGCUGGCGCCGCGUUGCUCCGGGCGGUGCCGCGGUGGCUGCCGUGGGUAGGCACCUGCGCAUGUGCUGCAGCGUACAUCGCGUCCAUUCGUGUGCGACUCUUCAUAGCCAAGUGGCGCCGUGCCGCGCGGCGGCGGGCGGAGCGGAAGUACAAAGCGCUGGGCUACCUGCACACGGGCGCGCUGCCGCCCGGUGAGUCUUUCACGCUUGCCGAAGACGACCACGACGGUGGCGCGGGCGCCGGCGAUGAGUGCAGUAGUAGCAGCAGAAGCAGCAGCAGCAGCGCCGAUGACACCGCCCUCAGCGUGGCGGACAUUGAAGAGUUCCGCUGCAGCCUCGGCAUCCGUUCCCCACGCGACGAAGACCUCCUCGUGAUGGUGGAGGAGAUGCUGCUCAUCGACCCCAUUCCUGACGGCUGGGUGCUGUACCGAACCACUUCCGGCGUCGUGCGUUUCAUGAACCUCAACACCCAGGAACUUUUCUUUUUCCACCCCUGCAAGCGUGAGGAGGAGAGGUACAUUCGCGCGGAGGUGCGACAUCGAAAUAGGGUGACAAUGGAGUCGAAGUACAACUUCUCUUACGGGGAUGAGGAGAGUGAUCGCCGCACCGCCGCCAACGCGUCCCUCACGCUGCAACGACGACGCAAAAAGAUGACAAGCAGUAGGGAUAAUGGUACACCCAACUACAAGGCCAACGGGAACAACGCGUCAUUGAGGUUUAGUGACGACGAAAACAGCGAAGGAGACAGGGAUGAACAGUCAACAUUUAGACGCCUUUUUCACUACUUUGUGGAACGGGAGCAAAGAAAGAUCGAAAGAGAUGUUGAGAAAAAGUACCGACAGUCUAGCGUUGGUGGUAGCAAUGACGUGGGAACACCUCAGACUGAAGGCCGAAGCCUGCGUGUGCUACCAGCGAAUGUAGUGCACAUCAACUCUCACACGAAGCGCGACGGUGGCAGCUGA
Molecule: messenger RNA, 1017 nt
Organism: Trypanosoma grayi
Lineage: Eukaryota; Euglenozoa; Kinetoplastea; Trypanosomatida; Trypanosomatidae
Exons: 1
Coding region: 1-1017 (338 amino acids)
Molecular function (GO): protein binding
Source: RefSeq, a predicted model, not a curated record